AUGAAACUGAUUGAUUGGAAUAGGUCAGGAAAUCGAUUUCAUAUUGAAGAUAUAAGAGUAUUGAAUGGAAUUUCUGUCGAAUUAUACAUUUCACUUCUUACUAUUAUAUAUUCUGUAUUACAAGGAAUGUUGUUCCAAAAACCAGUUAAUGCCGUACUAUUUGCUAUCAUUGGAUUUACUCAAUUACGACUUUUCUGGUUCUUAUAUACGGGAUGGCGCUACAAAUCAUCUUAUCUCCUAUGCAUGCAUUUCGUGUUAUCAUUCUUUUGCAUUAUUGUUAUAUUCGCAUUAUGUGUUAUCAUUGGAUUUAUGGACAUAUACUCAAUUGGACCAUUUCAUCACAUAUAUUUAAGAAGCUAUUUCCAAUCUCACAUUUUGGUAGGAAUAUGUUCGUUAGUGCCAUUUAUCAUUGGUUUCAGUGCAAGUUGGAGAUUUUAUUGGGUAAUAAGAAUGAUUGCAUAA
Messenger RNA from Brugia malayi, 462 nucleotides. RefSeq lists its product as uncharacterized. Lineage: Eukaryota; Metazoa; Nematoda; Chromadorea; Rhabditida; Onchocercidae. Bases 1 to 462 code for a protein of 153 amino acids. The record is from RefSeq and is a predicted model, not a curated record. The transcript is spliced from 4 exons.